Neohortaea acidophila is the source of this 1249-nucleotide messenger RNA. RefSeq names its product ribonuclease T2-like protein. Lineage: Eukaryota; Fungi; Ascomycota; Dothideomycetes; Mycosphaerellales; Teratosphaeriaceae. The record is from RefSeq and is a predicted model, not a curated record. Bases 372 to 1160 code for a protein of 262 amino acids. Gene Ontology annotation, biological process: RNA catabolic process. The transcript is spliced from 3 exons. Gene Ontology annotation, cellular component: extracellular region. Gene Ontology annotation, molecular function: RNA binding; ribonuclease T2 activity.
UCGGUCCUGCCCCAAGCGAACCGUAGAGUUCUCGCAAUUCAGGGUUCGGUCGACAACUCUCCGCAAGCGAAGCGUGUCUGGUUCCCUCUACCCUUCUCUACCACUCCUGGGCCAUCCUAACUUAUCGACGAUGUGCCCGACUUCCUUGGUUGGUCACACGUCACCGCAUGGCCGAUUAACGAGGCUGUCAUUCACCCGGCUGCUCACACGCAGAUCGCCUGCAAUGCGAUGGCAGGCGUAUAAAUAUUCACAUCAUCCGUCCGUCGUCUCGUCGCUCGUCUGAAGUGUACAAGCAGUAGAACACACAGCGCCCCUCGUCCGUCUCAUUCUCAAUAAUACACCUUCCCUCGCCGCCUGCUCCACCCGCCAUCAUGCUGUCCGCCACCACCAUCCUCCAGGCGCUCGCCUUUGCCACCGCCUUCACCACGGUGUCCGCCAAGACAACCUGCACCAACAACCUCGUGUCCUGCCACAACAUCUCUGCAUCCGCCAAUCUGUGCUGCGUGAAUGCCCCGGCCGGCACACUCAUCCACACGCAAACCUGGGAUUACAACAGCUCCUCAUCCCCCUCCGAGACAUGGACCAUCAGCGGACUCUUGACCGCAGACUGCAACGGCAACAUUGUCAAAAACUGCGACCCCUCCCGCGCCUACUCCAACAUCUCCAACAUCCUGGGCGAGUUCAAGCAGACCCUGCUGCGAACACAGCUGUCGACCGACUGGCUGAACCAGUCCUCCUCCACCCUGGGCUUGACCGAGAACGAAGUCUGGGCGCAGGCCUGGGACACGUACGGCACAUGUCUCUCCACUCUCAGUCCCACUUGCUUCGGGGCCGGCUACGUCCAAGGACAGGAAGUGCCACCCUACUUCCGUCGCGCCGUCAACCUCUACCGCAACGACGUGACAUAUUUGUGGCUGCGCGAUGCCGGCAUCGUGCCCUCCAAGGCCGCCACCUACACUGCGAACGUCAUCAUGGGCGCGCUCAAGGCGCAGCACGGCCACCCGGUGUACAUCUACUGCGACGGCAACAAGCUGUCCGGCGUGGCGUACUACUACAACGUGGCGGGCUCCAUCGCCAACGGCCAGAUAAGCUCCAUCUCCGCCCUUGGCGGCGCCAGCACCUGUCCGUCGAACGGGAUUGUGUACCUGCCGAAGCCGUAAGGGCUUAAAGCGGUUGCUUGUUUUCUUGUUCACACGCGCGUUUACCAACAGCAUAGAGGAGUUGGGGAUGGAAAUGGGUGCGGGAGAAU